AUGAUUUGCGCAUCCAAGAAAAACAAGAAAAAGGAAGUUCCGGGUGUGGCGAGACAUCCUCACGCCAAAGAACACCUCAAAGAACUGAUCACCACCAGCAACGGCGGUCGACUGGACGAAUAUGACGAAUUCUGGCCGGUUCGCUAUAGCCGAAUGAAAUUUUAUGGUGCGGAUGUACCACCGGAAACUCCGAAAAAGCGCCAAGUCCGCCAGAUUUGCAUUUUCAUUGACACCCCAACACGAUCCAUCCUCGCUUCAAUAGAGCCGGAACCAAUUUUUGGCAAUCCCAAGCGCCGCGCCAAGUUUUGCAAGCCGUUAUGGGAGAAUAGGAAUAUGGCAUUUGGAUUGACCCGAAGAUUGGCCGGUGCUUGGCAGACUAGGCAUAUCAUUGCGAACAAGCAGAUGCUGGCCGUCUCCACCCAAAUCCAGUUCAACUCCACUAUUCGGCGCAAUCCAGAGAUGAUUCUCUACUACGAUUUUGGGAUUUUGGAAGAUUUAGGGAGUGCCGAAUUUGGUUGCAGACACCGGAAUGAGAGUCAAUGGGACUUUAUCUUCGACUCUUCGCCUCUGCAGUGGCCAUAUUUCCAGGGUUGCUCGCCAGCUAUCCAGAUCCGGGAGAAAUCG
Molecule: messenger RNA, 624 nt
Organism: Mesorhabditis spiculigera
Lineage: Eukaryota; Metazoa; Nematoda; Chromadorea; Rhabditida; Rhabditidae
Source: the annotation of a GenBank genome assembly